UCCACUCUAGGUAUUUCUGACGACAGGAAGACCGGGUUCCUGAGAGACCGUUACAUGCUCUCUACUUCCGGAUUAUUGCUCAUAAUGAUCGCUUCGUUGUGUAGUUCAACACCCGAAUGAUGUUUCAGAGAGAACGUUAAUGCAUUCGUGUGUCGCUGAAUGACGAGCUCUGAACUGAAUCUACGACGUUUUUAUGUAGACUCGCGCAACUGUUGGAUUUCACGCGUUUAAAUGAAACUUAUAAGAUUUAUGAACAAUCGUGUACCAUCUAACAAGAGAUAUCAGCCAACAGAAUAUGAGCACGCUGCUAACUGUGCCACACAUGCGCUCUGGAUCAUUCCCAGCAUUGUGGGUGGGAUCUUGUUGUACCUCUUAUCUGAUGACCACUGGGAGGCGAUUUCAGCAUGGCUUUAUGGGGCGGGACUAUCAAGUCUUUUCAUCAUAUCCACAGUUUUCCAUACUGUCUCCUGGAAAAAGAGUCAUCUCCGAUCGGUUGAACACUGUUUCCACAUGUGCGACAGGAUGGUGAUCUAUUUCUUCAUUGCUGCAUCCUACACACCAUGGCUGACGCUGCGGGAGCUUGGUCCAUGGGCUGCCCACAUGCGUUGGGUUGUCUGGGUGAUGGCCACUGUAGGAACUGCCUAUGUAUUCUUUUUCCAUGAAAGGUUUAAAGUUGUAGAGCUGAUUUGUUACAUAGCAAUGGGUGUUUUUCCCGCCCUUGUCAUCCUCUCUAUGGCAGACAGUUCAGGUCUGUGUGAGCUGCUGGUUGGUGGCGGGUGUUAUGUGUUGGGCAUUGUGUUCUUUAAAAGUGAUGGAAUAGUGCCCUUUGCUCACGCUAUAUGGCAUCUCUUUGUUGCAAUGGGAGCAAGCAUCCAUUACUAUGCCAUCUGGAAGUACCUGUACACACCUCUCAAUCAACCAACCAGUACGGCCCGGUGACACACCUAUGCAUACACCUAACCACAAAUCAUUUGAAUAUAUAUUUGCCACUAAAGUGCUAAAAUUCUACUAAAGCAUAAAUAAUAUUGUUUUUUUUUCUUUCUCUUGUGUUUUUGCUAGCGAACAGUUUGACUGAUGUAACUCUUGUCACUUAUUAAUAGGUCUUUAACUAGCACAGAAAUUACAACUAGCCUUUGUGAGACUACAGACAGCAGGGGUCAUUUUGGACCUGAAGCCGUGUGCAAUCCUGAGACUGAUAAAGGAUCCAGAACAUGAACAUUUCUGGAAAAGUCUAUGGACGUAUUACAUGACGGUUUACAAUUUUUUAAAAGGUAUAUACUGAGCAAAUGUAAAAUCACUGCCAGAUAUUUGUAAAAACACUCAUCCUGGAUAGUAAUUACUUGACUACAGUUUAAAGGUAUUUCUGUAGUGUUUUUUUUUAAUUGAUGUAAGAUUAUUCUGCCAAUUCUGCCACUGCCAGUGGGGAGAUAUUCUUAUUUCUGUCAGAAAUAUGAGUACAUUUUGUAUUACUGUACACAGUAUCGAUUCUCCAUGCUUCUAGUCUAGUGCAAGUUUGUUGCAUUUUUGGAUGUGUAAUGUCUUUGGAAAAUGCCAUAAGUGCUUGAUGACAAUGUCCAGGGAAAGAUUUGCUUAAAGAUUUCAUGGCUUAAAGAUAAGUUUAGGGUUUUUCGACUCAUACCACAUUAUGAUUGUGUUUAAAUUUGUCUUUCAGAUUUAAAAUAUGCUUAAUUUGAUUUACUAAAAUUAAUCAACUCGACUACAAUAGGGUUUCAGCAACAACAACAAAAUGUAGGGGUUAGGUCACAGCUCACUGUUUCAUUCUUCAUUCAUUGUUACAUCGUUCGUAUCACUGUUUAUGCAAGCGCUGAGGAAGCCUACAAAGCUGAAAUUCAAUAAUAGGCGUUUCGUUUCAGACAUGUGCUGUAAGCUAUUGACCAAUCACAACAGACUGGGU
Rhinichthys klamathensis goyatoka is the source of this 1915-nucleotide messenger RNA. Its product is annotated as monocyte to macrophage differentiation factor 2. The record is from RefSeq and is a predicted model, not a curated record. Gene Ontology annotation, cellular component: membrane. NCBI's taxonomy places the organism in Eukaryota, Metazoa, Chordata, Actinopteri, Cypriniformes, Leuciscidae. Bases 232 to 939 code for a protein of 235 amino acids. Gene Ontology annotation, molecular function: pore-forming activity. The transcript has 7 exons.